This is a messenger RNA of Sinocyclocheilus grahami, 4588 nucleotides long. Its product is annotated as protein-methionine sulfoxide oxidase mical3b-like. NCBI's taxonomy places the organism in Eukaryota, Metazoa, Chordata, Actinopteri, Cypriniformes, Cyprinidae. The transcript has 20 exons. Bases 497 to 4066 code for a protein of 1189 amino acids. Gene Ontology annotation, molecular function: protein binding; FAD binding. The record is from RefSeq and is a predicted model, not a curated record.
AAACACCAACAGCUCUGCCGCAGUACUGAAUAAUGAAUCUGUACGAUUAACAUGCACUGUCUGCAAUAUGCAAAUCAUCUACAGGGUUUAUGUGAUAUAGAAUGUGUCCUGAAAGACAAUGUUUGUGUUUGUUGCCUGUUUGAAAGCGUUUGUGUAGAGGAGGAGUCAGCGUGUGCCUGGUAGCUCCUUCCUCUGACCUUGGCUACAGAGAGAUGGAGAGAGAAAGAGGACAGAGUGUGUGUGUGUGUGUGUGUGUGAAGCGGUUGAGCUAAUUCGUGCACUGCAGCUGUGUAUAUGAUACCAGAGUUAAUGUGGCACCAACAGCUCUAGAUCCUCUUGGGAACUUGCCAGAGAAAAACAGAGCGAGAGACGAGGAAGGAAAGCAUGUCUGCAGCAUGUGCACACUGCAGAGAAGCAGCACGAUGUCCUGUGUCUGGUGCCUUCUGGAGGUGAGCUGACUCCUGUGUGGGUCAUCGUGGUCGUUUGAGGAGCAGAUAUGUGGGACGGGCAGUCUAAAACGUGUCAUGUGCACGCCCUGUUCGAUGCCUUUGUUCAAGCCGCCACAUGCAAGGAGACCUUCAGGGCCUUCCAGGAGCUGUGUGAAGAGCUGAAGCUGCAUCCCAGCGGUCAGCCGCAGUUCUACCACACCCUGAGGAGCAGACUGCACUACUGGAAGGCCAAAGCACUAUGGGCCAAACUGGAUAAAAGAGCCAGCCAGAGAGAAUACAUGAGAGGCCAUGCUUGCACCAGCACCACGUGUCUAAUCAUAGGUGCAGGUCCGUGUGGAUUGCGGACCGCUAUAGAGCUGCGAUUUCUUGGCGCCAGGGUGAUUCUGGUGGAAAAGCGAGAUGCUUUCUCACGGAACAAUGUUCUUCACCUUUGGCCGUUCACCAUCCAGGACCUCCGUGGUUUGGGGGCCAAAAAGUUCUACGGGAAGUUCUGUGCUGGAGCCAUAGACCAUAUCAGUAUUCGUCAGUUGCAGCUGAUGCUUCUGAAGGUGGCCUUGUUACUGGGCGUUGAGAUUCAUGUGAAUGUGGAGUUCAAACAUCUAGUGGAACCUCCAGAGGACCAAGAGAAACGUGUUGGUUGGCGAGCAGAAGUCCACCCCAACUCUCAUCCAGUCAGUCAGCUGGAGUUUGAUGUGGUUAUUGGGGCAGAUGGUAGAAGAAACACCUUACCAGGGUUUCGCAGAAAGGAGUUUCGGGGGAAACUGGCCAUUGCCAUCACGGCGAAUUUCAUCAAUCGCAACACCACCGCCGAGGCUAAAGUGGAGGAGAUCAGUGGUGUUGCCUUCAUCUUCAACCAGAGGUUUUUCCAGGACCUCCGGCAGGCUACCGGAAUUGAUCUAGAGAAUAUAGUAUAUUACAAAGAUGACACUCAUUACUUUGUAAUGACUGCCAAAAAACAAAGUCUUCUGGAGAAAGGAGUCAUUCUGCGCGAUUAUGCUGACACUGAGAUGCUACUGUCCAGGAAUAACGUGGACCAGAAUGCACUGCUUUUAUACGCCCGUGAAGCAGCUGAUUUCUCCACCAACCAUCAGCUCCCUAUGCUGAACUUUGCCAUCAACCACUAUGGGCAGCCAGAUGUGGCUAUGUUUGACUUUACCUGCAUGUACGCCUCUGAGAACGCAGCAAUGGUCCGUCAGCGCGGGGGACACCCUCUGCUGGUCGCUCUGGUGGGGGAUAGUUUACUAGAGCCGUUCUGGCCAAUGGGAACAGGAAUUGCUCGGGGCUUCCUGGCAGCCAUGGACACGGCCUGGAUGGUUCGCAGCUGGGGUCAGGGCAACACCCCAUCACAGGUUCUGGCUGAGAGAGAGAGUGUAUAUCGGCUGCUUCCUCAGACAACACCAGAAAACGUCAGUAAAAACCACAGCCAGUACAGCAUGGAUCCUGCUAGCCGCUAUCCCAACAUCAAUAUGCAACUCAUCAGCGCUGCUCAGGUGUGUCAUCUCAUAGACACAGGUGAGGGUCCAGUUUUGAGCCUUGAUGCUGUCAGCUCUCCACACCCACGACUUACACGCCAAGAGUCAGUGGCUCGUUACAGUAAGCUGCUGAGCUGGUGUCAAGAGCAAACACACGGCUACAUGAACAUGUGUGUGACGGAUUUCACAACUUCCUGGAGGAGCGGCCUGGCCCUGUGCGCUCUCAUUCACAGAUUCAGACCUGACCUCAUUGAUUUUGCGUCUCUGGAGGAGUGUGAGGCGGAGCUCAAUGGUCAGUUGGGUUUGGACAUGGCGGAGCAGGAAUUUGGUAUUUGUCCUAUAAUGACCGGAAAGGAGAUGAGCACACUGGAAGAGAGUGACUCUCUUAGCAUGGUCAUGUACCUCAGUCAACUUUAUGAGCUCCUCAAAGACACAGCGCCAGCUGGUGGAAACCUGAGCUCAGAAGAGAAAGCUAAAUCAAAACACCAAAAAUGUGUAAGUGGAACCAUAGGGUCAUAUAGAUCACAUGAUUCGAACACUUCAAGUUUAAAAAAAGAGGCGGCAUUCAGACAGACUUUAAGCAAUGGUAUAAAUAAGACAUUUACUCCCUACAUCAGCUACUUUUUUAUUUUCCCGCUCCCUCACGUCUUAUCCUUUCUUUCGGUUUGUACAGGAAAGUUUUACUGUAAGCACCACUUCAGCUUCAGAAUGGCUCAGAGAAAGGUAAAGGUACAGAAAGGUACUCAGGUAACCUCAUCAUUCAUCAAUAUCACCAUUAUACUUCUUUCAGAUCCUCUAUCAGAGUCGUUUGAAGGAUACAGUGAUGACACAGAUAUAGACACCAGCUCCGUAAGAGAGUCCAAACCAUGUGACCAACAGGAACAAGAAGAGUCCAUUUCAUUGCACCAGUCACCUGCAGAGUCCUCACCCUCUUUGAAACUACCAGAAUCAGGCCCCACUCCCACACCUGAGCUAUCAACGAACCCCGAGAACCCACCUGUCAAGAGGUUAGAGGUUGUAGAGGAGUUCUGGCUGAAGAGUGCCGAGAUCAGGAAGAGUUUAGGCCUGACUCCGCUGCCUAGAGAAUGCGACCCCAAACAUACAGCAGCCCAAACAUCUAACGUUAAAGAAAGCUUUUACACCUCAGUCGCUUACAUACCGUCCUGCAAUACCAAUUCUGUCUACCAAAUGCCAAGAAACUGUGACUCCAGCACACAAACUCAAUCUCAAAGUACAUCCCCGCCUGAACCAUCUCACACUAUGGACGGCGAUGCAGGCGUUGCUUUAGAAGAGACGACUGGCCGCUGUUCUGUAAUCCACAGACUAAGCAUCACUGUAGAAGGUUGUGUGAUGGGGGACAAGCAAGAUUUGGACCUAAAUUCCACCUCAUUUGGAAAUGAAAGUGUUUUAAAUCCAGACACAGGUCUUCCGACUCCUCCCUACAGCCCAUCUCACUCCCCUCUCGUCGGUAAGCAGUGUCGCGCCCUUCAUCAUUCUGAACCGAUACUGGACCGAGAGGUUAUGGUCUUCUCAUCGACCUGCGCUACUCCUGUUCCACAGCGGGACAGUUUUAAUCCCGACCUCGAUCAAGCUCAGAGUCUUCCUCCGGAUGAAAUUGAGAUCCUGUGUGGAGAUGAGGCAGAAGAAGCUUCCAGACUUCCGGAAAGAUCCGGUGUCUCAGAAACCGGGGACACGGCCAGCCAGAAGGACACCCGUGUCCUUCCUCAUGAUAUAGACUUCUGGGGAGACUCUAGUACAUCUAACCUUUUGGACAUACAUCUGGGUGGAAUGGGAAAGAAAGAUGAUCCUAGCUUAAUGCAUCAGUGGUUUAAACUGGUGCAAGAGAAGAAUGCUCUCGUGCGCUAUGAAUCUGAGCUCAUGAUAUUUGCACGUGAACUGGAGCUGGAGGACAGACAGAGCCGAUUGCAGCAAGAGCUGAGAGAGCGCAUGGCGGUGGACGACGAUCUGAAGGGGGAGGAUGAGCUGGCGGAGGAGAGGCAUAUAUUGAGCGAGAUGCUGGAUGUGGUGGAGCAGAGGGAUGCGCUGGUGGCCUUGCUGGAGGAGCAGCGAGUGAGGGAAAAAGAGGAGGACAGUGACCUGGAGGCCGUCAUGCUUUCUAAGGGUUUCAGUCUGCACUGGGACUGAUUCGCACAUGCAUGAAUCUCAUCAUACCGCUUGAAGGGCUACUCUGUGUCUGUUUGUGCAACAAAAAUACGCAGCUGCUGUUUUCAUUGGUCCAAACAGGCCCGUCCACCUGCACUCUGGGCCGUAUGUGCAACUGCAUAGGUGUCUAAAUAAUGAAUCCCAGGACACAGCAAGAGAUUGACCCAGAGGAAGUGAUUCCUCUGAGGUGCAAAAUACAGGUCCUGAUUAGGACAAAUGGCAAUGUCUUGCUGCCAAAUACUACUACUCUAGACUGCUACGCUACUAUGCAACGGAACAUCUUUUUGUUUGCUCUCUUUGUUGAUAAAGUUAAGGUACAUCUGUAGAUUUACCCAGAUCCACCAUGUUUUGACUUAACAGAAAUGAUUAUGGAAUGGCAUAUAUAACCACAUUGUCAACAUACAGUACAGACUGACGCAUGUAAACUUACACAAAAUAAGACCUGUGUUUAUGAAUGACUGAGAUGUUUUUCUUUUUUUGGACAACCUUUAUAAGCUAACCUCA